AUGACAGAGAACAGCGGACAAAUAAUUCUUGAAGAAACAUCCGACGAGGACUUCAUACCAACUGCAGACGAAUUAGAAGCCUGCGCAAAAAUGCUUGGAAUCGACUUAGAAAAAGAGCCAUAUCUCACGAAACUAGUUCAUGAAUGUUUAACAGCGUCUCUUCCAGAAGCCUGGAAGGCCUGCGUUGACCAGCAAGGAAAUCUCUACUAUUUCAACUUUUCAACCGGUGACUCCUCGUGGGAGCACCCAUGUGAUGCUUUAUAUCGCAGAUUGGCGAUGGAAGAACGGCGGCGGUUGAGCUCAGAAAGCGGUGAUCCGAACGGUCUCGCAACGAAUCCGUCCGAGGCAGGUUCUUCAUCUGAAAAAGAGACUGUCACCGAAACGAGCCUGCACGCGUAUCCACAGGUCCGAUUCCCUCGAGGAACGUUUACGUUGGCCAGCGGCACCACUCUGAGUGGCAGAAGUACAGGCGGCCACUGCGCGAAGGAGACUACGGAAGUGGCGAGCAGAAAGGAGGGUGUUGCUGCAGCUGGAUGCUUCGACUGA
Dibothriocephalus latus is the source of this 546-nucleotide messenger RNA. Lineage: Eukaryota; Metazoa; Platyhelminthes; Cestoda; Diphyllobothriidea; Diphyllobothriidae. The record is from the annotation of a GenBank genome assembly.